GUUCGUUUACCUUGGAUGGGGACAGAGGAGGUGGCCAAGCUGCAGAAGCACCUGGCUCUGCUGAGGCAGGAGUAUGUGAAGAUGCAGCAGAAGCUGGUCGAGACUGAGAGGCGCUGUGCCGUGCUCGCUGCUCAGACGUCCACCCAGGGCUGUUCCAGCUCUGCAGCUCCUGAAAGCUUCAUUAGCCGUCUGCUGGACUUUGUGGCCAACUUAUACCAGCAAGAGCACUACAGUGAUCUGAAAGUUAAAGUUGCAGGGGUGCAGUAUUGUGCCCAUAAGUUUGUGCUGGCUGCACGUAGUGAUGUCUGGAGUCUAGCAAACAUGGUCUCAACCUCUGAACUGGACCUAACAGAUUGCAAACCUGAGGUUGCCAUGGCCAUGCUGCGCUGGGCGUACACGGAUGACUUGGAGCUCAGCGAAGAUGACGCCUUUCUUAUUGACUUGAUGAAGCUGGCCAACCGCUUCCAGCUUCAGCUGCUCAGAGAGAGGUGUGAAAAGGGAGUGAUGUCAUCGGUGAAUGUUAGGAACUGCAUUUGUUUCUACCAAACAGCCGAGGAGCUGAACGCCACCACCCUGAUGAAUUACUGUGGGGAGAUCAUAGCCAGCCACUGGGAUGAUCUACGGAAAGAAGAUUUUAGUACCAUGAGUGCCCAGCUUCUGUACAAGAUGAUAAAAUCUAAAACGGAGUUUCCUCUCCACAAAGCCAUCAAAGUCGAGCGUGAAGAUGUGGUCUUCUUGUACCUCAUUGAAAUGGAUUCUCAGCUACCAGGCAAGCUAAACGAACUGGACAACAACGGUGAUCUCGCACUGGACCUGGCUCUCUGCCGCAAACUGGAGGGCAUCGCCACCACUCUGGUCAACAACAAGGCUGAUGUAGACAUGGUGGACCAGAGCGGCUGGAGCCUCCUACACAAGGCCAUCCAAAGAGGUGAUGAAUUUGCCUCCAUCUUCCUCAUCCGCCAUUCCGCUCAGGUGAAUGCCGCCACUGUGGGGGUGGUGGAAACCCCGCUUCACCUGGUCUGCUCCUUCAGCCCCAAAAAACACUCUGUAGAGGUGAUGAGCAGCAUGGCGCGAAUCGCCGAGGCGCUGCUCAAAGCUGGAGCCAACCCUAACAUGCAGAACAGCAGGGGCAGAACCCCGCUGCAUGAAGCCGUGGCGUCGGGGAACGAGGCGGUGUUUAACCAGCUUCUGCAAUGCAAACAGAUUGAUCUGGAACUGAAAGACCACGAGGGCAGCACCGCUCUGUGGCUGGCUCUGCAGCACAUCACCAUGUCGUCGGACGCCUCGGUAAACCCGUUCGAAGACGACACACCGGUGGUGAACGGCACCUCGUUUGAUGAGAACGGCUUAGCUGCACAGCUUAUUAAGAGGGGAAGUAAUCCGGACUCCCCUGACCAUGCCACAGGAAACUGCCUCAUGCAAAGAGCAGCUCUGGCUGGCAACGAGGCAGCUGCUCUUUUCUUAGCAACUCACAGGGCAAAGGUCAACCAUGUGAACAAAUGGGGUGAGAGUCCGCUUCACACGGCCUGUCGAUGUGGCCUCGCCUGCCUGACAGCCGAGCUGCUCCAGCAAGGGGCCAAUCCCAACCUGCAGACCCAGAAGGCCGUGCCUGAAAACUCCCACGGUGUGGCUCUGCAGACUCCCCUACACAUGGCCAUCGCUCACAACCACCCAGAUGUCGUCUCUGUCAUCCUGGAGCAAAAAGCCAACGCACUUCACGCCAUCAACAACCUGCAGAUCAUCCCAGACUUCAGUCUGAAAGACUCCGUGGACCAGACGGUCCUGGGCUUGGCGCUGUGGACAGGAAUGCACACCAUAGCAGCUCAGCUGCUGGGCUCCGGGGCUUCCAUCAACGACACCAUGUCCAACGGACAAACCCUUCUUCACAUGGCCAUCCAGAGACAGGAUAGCAAGAGUGCCCUUUUCCUUCUGGAACAUCAGGCGGACAUCAAUGUCAGAACCCAGGAGGGACAAACUCCACUACAGUUGGCCAUCAGUAACCAGUUGCCUCUGGUUGUGGACGCCAUUUGCACAAGAGGGGCUGAUAUGUCUGUGAUGGACGACAAAGGAGACCCUCCAUUGUGGCUGGCCCUCGAGAGCGGCCUGGAAGAUAUUGCAUCCACACUGGUCCGACAUGGAUGCGAUGCCACCUGUUGGAGCGCGGGGCCGUCUGGCUGCAUACAGACCCUCCUGCAUCGAGCUAUUGAUGAGAAUAACGAGGUUUCUGCUUGCUUCCUCAUUCGCAGCGGUUGUGAGGUGAACAGCACCAGACGGCCGGGUCCUAAUGGGGAAGGAGAUGAAGAAGCCCGAGAUGGUCAGACCCCCCUCCACCUGGCGAGCAGCUGGGGGCUGGAGGAGGUGGUGCAGUGCCUUCUAGAGUUUGCAGCCGACGUUAAUGCCCAGGAUGCAGAGGGCAGAGCUCCUAUCCAUGCUGCCAUUAGCAACCAGCACAACGUAAUCAUACAGCUCCUCAUUUCACAUCCGGACAUUCGGCUCAACAUCCGCGAUCGCCAAGGAAUGACACCGUUUGCCUGUGCCAUGACGCACAAAAACAAUAAAGCUGCAGAAGCUAUCCUCAAGAGGGAGCCAGGUGCUGCAGAACAGGUGGACAACAAAGGACGGAAUUUCCUCCACGUGGCUGUUCAAAACUCAGACAUCGAAAGCGUUUUGUUCCUCAUCAGUGUCCAGGCUAAUGUCAACUCCAGGGUUCAGGAUUCAGCCAAACUCAGCCCUCUCCACCUGGCCGUGCAGGCCGGCUCUGAAAUCAUCGUCCGCAACCUGCUGCUCGCCGGAGCCAAGGUGAACGAGGUAACCAAACACAGGCAGACGGCGCUGCAUCUGGCUGCCCAGCAGGAUCUGGCCACCAUUUGUUCUGUGUUGUUGGAGAAUGGGAUCGAUUUUGCUGCUGAGGAUGAGAAUGGAAAUAAUGCUCUGCAUCUGGCUGUGAUGCAGGGCCGCCUUAACAAUGUCAGAACUCUUCUCACAGAGUCCAACAUUGAUGCCGAAGCCUUCAAUCUCAGGGGUCAGUCACCAAUGCACAUACUAGGCCAGUAUGGCAAAGAGAACGCAGCCGCCAUCUUUGAGUUGUUCCUGGAGUGCAUGCCUGAGUACCCACUGGACAAACCAGACAACGACGGGAACUCUGUGUUGCUCCUGGCUUAUAUGAAAGGAAACGCAAACCUGUGCCGCGCCAUCGUGAGAGCCGGGGCUCCACUGGGCACCACUAAUAAUCAGGGCGUCAACAUCUUCAACUAUCAAGUAGCAACCAAACAGCUGCUCUUCCGCCUUCUAGAUAUGCUGUCCAAAGAGCCCCCCUGGUGCGAUGGGUCCAACUGUUAUGAAUGUGCUGCAAAGUUUGGUGUUACAACAAGAAAACAUCACUGCCGCCACUGUGGGCGCCUGUUGUGCCACAAGUGCUCCAUAAAGGAGAUGCCCAUCAUCAAGUUUGACUUGAACAAACCGGUGAGAGUGUGUGAAAUCUGCUACGACGUUCUAACUCUGGGCGGAGUGUCCUAGUGCUGUGGCCGGCAUUCUUCCCACCCUCCUGUUUCCGCCCGGCUCGGUCCAACUUGGAAUCCGUGGAGAAAGGAUGCAAGAAGCAGGGAAAUACUACGGACCAUCAUCUUCAUACUAUUCCAGUCCAUGAAUAACUAUUAAUCUUCUCGAGACAUUUCAGAUAGAAAGUGAAACUGUUUGUCGGUUGGGAUCAAAGUUUUGUGUUCCGGAUGUAAGCAGCUCUGGACGCCUGACUGUCCUUGCGUCUUCAGAUCAAUGAAGCUUGUGCUGAUUGGCUCCUGUUAUUGUUAUUAUUACAUACAGGAAGCUCCACUGGUAUCACCUGUAGAUGGGUUCAUCUUUUCUGUCUUCAUGAUUCAUGUGAUUCACACUAACUUCCAAAAGGGAAACAGAAAUCCGAGCUACACAAACUGAUUUGUUAUGUUUGAGUAAAAGUUGCUGUAAACCAGGCACUUAUCAAAGGAAAAUGGGAUCAGAAAGCUUCCUCAAUGAGGAUUCUGUUUUGAGUAUUUUCCAAAUAAGAUCUGUGACAUCGUUUAUAUAUAUAUAUAACAGCUGAACUUUUGGCGCAGCUGACCACCUGAUUAUCUUCGUGGCAGAUGGGAACACUUCAGACAGAUCAAAGUUAAAUUAUGACCAUAAAUGUUGCCAACAGUGCUCCUCGGUUACAGAAACUCCUUAUGCCAUUACCUUUGUAGCCUUUUAUGAUCAAAUCUGCAUUUGUUUUCUUUCUUUUCUUUUUUUAAACCUGCUUUGCAGGUGAGAUCCGUUUCUACGGCGACGCCUCACGUUUUCUCACUAACACUUAUAUUUCUAAGCCAAACAGGUGGACUUUAUGGAGGUCAUCCGGCAUUUUGGAUCAGUGGACAUAGUGGAGGGAAGGCCGUGCGGUGGGGGUCUCUAGUGUUAAAUUGUACAGAUAAAUGUGAUAUUUUUGACCACUACAACUGUUUUGUACUCAAAUGCAGUUUGUGCUUGUCAUUGUGACAAACCUAAAUCUUGCCUCUGUUAAUCUUUUAUGCACAUUGUAUUGUAUCUGUAUGCUCAAAUAUCUAGUGUGUCUCUUCCUGGUGUAUUUUAGAGAAAGGGGGACAACUUUACUUAAAAGCUCAUCGAAAACCAA
Nothobranchius furzeri (turquoise killifish) is the source of this 4639-nucleotide messenger RNA. It is a transcript of the gene ankfy1, whose product is annotated as ankyrin repeat and FYVE domain containing 1. Gene Ontology annotation, molecular function: metal ion binding; protein binding. The record is from RefSeq and is a predicted model, not a curated record. NCBI's taxonomy places the organism in Eukaryota, Metazoa, Chordata, Actinopteri, Cyprinodontiformes, Nothobranchiidae.